Molecule: messenger RNA, 3806 nt
Organism: Formica exsecta
Lineage: Eukaryota; Metazoa; Arthropoda; Insecta; Hymenoptera; Formicidae
Gene: SdhA
Product: succinate dehydrogenase [ubiquinone] flavoprotein subunit, mitochondrial
Exons: 9
Coding region: 167-2158 (663 amino acids)
Biological process (GO): tricarboxylic acid cycle; mitochondrial electron transport, succinate to ubiquinone
Molecular function (GO): electron transfer activity; flavin adenine dinucleotide binding; succinate dehydrogenase (quinone) activity
Source: RefSeq, a predicted model, not a curated record
UCGGUGCCGAGCCGCCGAGCUGUGCGGAUCGUAGCGUGUUAGUCGGGGAUACUGUCGUUCGUCGCCGCCACUCUACAAGGGGUUAGUCGCGUGGUGCGUGCGCGCGGGUUUGUCAGUGGGGGCGUAUCUUGACCGAAAUCGUGACACGGGACAGGAGUGACACAGGAUGAGCGGAUUGCUAAAGCUGUCGGCGUCGUUGCUGCCGAGGAAUCUGCCCGGAACGGCGACGUUGAACAAGCUAGGACUGCCGCUACUCGGCAACCGGAAGCUGCAUCACACGCCGGACGGACGAGCGGCCAAGAUCUCCGACGCGAUCUCCAAACAGUACCCGUUAGUGGAUCACACGUAUGAUGCGGUCGUGGUAGGAGCUGGCGGUGCCGGUCUUCGCGCGGCCUACGGCCUGGUGGCCGAGGGUUUCAAGACAGCGGUGGUCACCAAACUGUUUCCCACGAGAUCGCACACAGUAGCCGCCCAGGGCGGCAUCAACGCCGCUCUGGGCAACAUGGAGGAUGACAACUGGCAGUGGCAUAUGUACGAUACCGUCAAGGGCUCGGACUGGUUGGGCGAUCAGGACGCUAUUCAUUACAUGACCCGCGAGGCCCCCAAUGCCGUCAUCGAGCUGGAGAACUGCGGCAUGCCUUUCAGUCGAACUAGUGACGGCAAGAUUUAUCAACGUGCGUUUGGCGGUCAAUCACUCAAGUUCGGCAAGGGCGGACAGGCUCACCGAUGUUGUUGCGUAGCCGACAGAACCGGUCAUUCCUUGCUGCACACGCUCUACGGCCAAUCACUGAGUUACGACUGCAACUACUUCGUCGAAUACUUCGCACUCGACCUGCUGAUGGAGGACGGCGAAUGUCGCGGUGUGAUUGCGCUCUGUCUCGAAGACGGAACGUUGCAUCGGUUUCACGCCAAAAAUACGGUACUCGCCACCGGUGGCUACGGACGCGCCUACUUCUCCUGUACGUCCGCGCAUACCUGUACCGGCGAUGGCACUGCCAUGGUCUCCAGGGCCAAUCUACCCAACCAGGAUCUUGAAUUUGUACAAUUUCAUCCCACAGGUAUCUAUGGCGCCGGAUGUCUGAUCACGGAAGGUAGCCGCGGCGAAGGCGGUUAUCUAAUAAACAGUGAAGGCGAAAGAUUCAUGGAACGUUACGCACCGGUAGCAAAAGAUCUGGCAUCGCGAGAUGUGGUGUCUAGAUCUAUGACAAUGGAGAUUAGAGAGGGCAGAGGCGUCGGACCGGAGAAGGAUCACAUUUACUUACAGCUACACCACCUGCCGGCUGAACAGCUGGCCGCUCGAUUGCCGGGAAUUUCGGAGACGGCAAUGAUAUUCGCUGGUGUCGACGUGACUCGGGAACCUAUCCCCGUCUUACCCACCGUCCAUUAUAAUAUGGGAGGUGUACCGACAAACUACAAAGGUCAGGUGUUAACCAGGGAAAACAAUGAGGAUAAAGUAGUGCCCGGAUUGUACGCAUGCGGUGAGGCAGGUUGUGCAUCUGUUCACGGCGCCAAUCGACUAGGCGCCAAUUCUCUGUUGGAUUUAGUCGUAUUUGGACGUGCUUGCGCUAAAACUAUUGCCCAGGAGAAUAACCCUGGCGAGACGAUUGGAUCUCUCAAGCCUAAUGCGGGUGAAGAGACGGUAGCUAACUUAGAUUGGGUCAGAAACGCUAACGGCUCCAUAUCCACUGCGGAAUUGCGGCUGACCAUGCAGAAAACUAUGCAGACACACGCGGCGGUAUUUAGAGAAGCCCAGACCUUGCAGGAAGGUUAUCGAAAGAUGGUCGAUCUCUACAAGAAACUCGAUGAACUGAAGGUCGCAGACAGGUCUUUAAUAUGGAAUUCUGAUCUGAUAGAGACGUUAGAACUACAAAAUCUCAUGGUCAACGCGAUGCAGACCAUUGCAGGGGCAGAGAACAGAAAGGAGAGUCGCGGCGCGCAUGCUCGCGAAGAUUACAAGGACAGAAUUGACGAGUACGAUUACAGUAAACCGAUUGAGAACCAGCAGCCGAAGCCGUUUGAUCAGCAUUGGAGAAAACACACGCUAUCAAAAAUCAAUCUGAAAACGGGAGAGGUGUCUCUCGACUACAGACCGGUGAUCGAUGUUACGCUCAACCAACAGGAAUGCGCGACAGUUCCACCAGCGAUUCGUUCCUAUUAAAUAUUCUAUAAAUAGAAUAUUAGAAUCCAUCCCCUUAGAAUGAAUUUUUAUUGAGCGCCACUGAAUUUUGGUCUGCGCACGAUUCUCAACACUGUUUAAAUGAUCGCACUUUUAGAUCGAAAUAGCGCAACGGGAAUCGUCGUCGCGGCGAUCUUUGCUCUACUAAUAUUACUACUGUGCGCAGCAGAGGUAUUAAUUUAUUUCACACGCAUACACAUAUAUAUGCACACACAAACUUCAUAGUUCGCCAAAGUUGAUUCUUGUCAUCGCUUGCGCCGCGAGUCGCAAGCAGAAUUAGUGGUCCUUGUAGGAUGCUGAGAUUAUUGUCUUCUCGUCUUGUAUAGAGGAGUUCGAUCUCGCUCAGCGGAAUCGAUAGCUUCAGUUCAUAAAAUAAACGAAAUCAGAACCGAAUCGUGAUAAUAGGAGUCCGGAUAUAAAAUACGGACAUUUUGGAGAAAUGCGUUUUCUUUCCUCCUAUAAUAUAAUACAACGUAUCCGGUUAUCGCGAUAUUUUUGCGCUCAAGCCACACUACAACGUACUUUCGCGUGCAACAUCUACGAAGAACUUCGUGUAAUAUCGAAGAAAAUCGAGUAAUGUCAUUAUGCUUGGAUUGCACAAAUUGUUAUAUAAUAAAACUCUUGUAAGUUUUGAUAAAGACUUAUUAAGGAUGUUCAAACACUCCGCUAAUGGGAGUUUCUUGAAUUAUUUAUCGUCUGUGCAAAUGAAGUAUUUAUCGUCUGUGCAAAUAUUUAUUGUACGAUCAUAAUUAAUUUUCGUAAUUUUCAUUUAUUAAUGGAGCGGUGAUAUUCUAUAAAUUAUUGCACGCGAUAGUAUUUUAAUACUAUACUACUAUUAUUAUAUUGUUUUCGAUAUCGAUUUUAUGUUUAUUGUAGUUAUUUAUACAUACUUUUGGCAUUACAGAGAUAUACAGAAUUAUUUGGAAGAUUUAUUUCUAAAUGCUAUUUUUCAUGAUAUGUACUUUUUUUGCAAAUUAAUGAAAAUUAAUAUUGCCGCAAUGUCUGUUAUACAUUUUUGUUUAAAAAUCGUUUAAAUCAUUGGAACAUUUACAGAUGUUAUCUAUGUGCGAAAAUGAUUAGGAGCACAUGAUUCUUAAAAUAAUAUAUUAUUUUCGUUGCGGCUGAAUACUUAUUUUAUAAGAUGACGACAUAGAAGCAAUAUUAAUUGUUUUUUGUGAAAUGUUAUAAAAAUAAAAAAACUAAUACAUUUAUUAUUUUCUUUUAUAAAAAAACAUUGCAUUUUUUCAAAAUAAUUAAUGCUUUUCUUUACUUAGGUGAAAAUUAUUUUAUCAUACCUUAAUUUUUUAGAAUUAGAUAAGGAUAAGUAAUAAGGAAUAAUGAAUAUUAAAAUAUAAUCAUGUGAUAUUUUAAUUUUACCGAUUAAAACUGUUUCUAUGUCGUUUUCUAACAUUGUACUGAUAUUACUUUGUAGAAUACGUGUGUGAGUUUGAGUAAAUAUAUUAAAUAAUAUAUUAAAAUACGCGACACACACAAAUAUAUAAAAUACUAUUAUAAUGUGUAUAAUUAUCUGUAAAAAGAUAAUGUGAGCAUGCUGCUUGGCAUGGUGGAAAUGUAUAUAAAUUGCGAAAAAUGUCAAUAAACCAUUGAUAGAAUUUUUAUUCAACAUAAC